AUGCUCCGGAGAUAUUUCGUGGACGGGUCCUCCGUCUCGUUCGGCAUCCGACGUCUCAGCACGGAUAUUUUUUCGCCGGCGAAUCUUCAGAGAACUCUACGUGAACUGAAUGAGCCUAAGAUUGCGGAGAAAGCUUUCGGAACCUUCACUGCCGAUGGGAAAGCUCGACAGAGCGCGGUUCUCAUACCGCUGUGUUUACACAAGAAGCAACCGUCAAUACUUUUCAAUUUGAGGUCGAAUAAAUUGACUCGGCACAAGGGUUAUCCGUGUUUCCCGGGCGGCGUUGCAGAGGAAGCCGAUCGAGACAGCACGCACACGGCCCUGAGGGAGACCGAGGAGGAGCUCGGAAUCAAAUCCGGCGAUGUCGAGGUCAUCGGAGCGAUGCCGAGGUUCAAACUUCCGAGGGACAAGAUGGAGAUAACCGCUAUCAUCGCUAAUAUCGGCGAUAUCGACUCCCAUAAACUCGACAUAAACUAUGACGAAGUCAGCGUCGUUUUUAGUAGAACCGUCGAGGAACUCUGUGAUCCGAAGAAUAUCGGCGAAACAUCGUUUCGUGGAGCCCACAAGGACGUCAUAUACUCAUCGCCCGUAUUUAUAGCAGGGGAUUACAAAAUCUGGGGAGUGACAGGAAUGCUGCUCCACCUGUUCCUGGGACGCCUCGUACCUGAAUUCUACCGGAAGCCUGCACGCCCCCUCAAGUUCCGAAGAUUUUAUGAGUCCGGAGCCGCAGUCGCAUAGAUUCUAAUAACUAAAAAUAUGUGGAAUAAAGAAUAAAGGUUGUUUGGUUUUUUUUGUGUCG
Molecule: messenger RNA, 799 nt
Organism: Galendromus occidentalis (western predatory mite)
Lineage: Eukaryota; Metazoa; Arthropoda; Arachnida; Mesostigmata; Phytoseiidae
Product: nucleoside diphosphate-linked moiety X motif 8
Exons: 6
Coding region: 1-738 (245 amino acids)
Molecular function (GO): coenzyme A diphosphatase activity
Source: RefSeq, a predicted model, not a curated record